Molecule: messenger RNA, 1819 nt
Organism: Boleophthalmus pectinirostris (great blue-spotted mudskipper)
Lineage: Eukaryota; Metazoa; Chordata; Actinopteri; Gobiiformes; Gobiidae
Gene: cunh19orf67
Product: chromosome unknown C19orf67 homolog
Exons: 7
Coding region: 1-930 (309 amino acids)
Source: RefSeq, a predicted model, not a curated record
AUGGCAGACGCUCAGGCCCCUACAUCAGAUGUGCCCGCAGCAGAGCAAGAGCUAUGUCAAAGCGAGCCUCUGGAAUCCGGGGAAAAAGAGCUUCACAGAGCCGUAGCGUGGCUCUCUUUACUGGUUGAUGCAACGCUGGCGCCCCUGAGUGGUGAAAGCACAACCUGCAGCUGCGCCGGUGACACGUGCUGCUGUCUGGAGGAGAGUGUGGCAGACCUCAACCGGUACUCCACGUACCUGCAAAUGCAUGUCUUCAUUAAACAAGCAGACGACAUCCAGAAAAACCUCUUUGAAGUUGUUUCAGAUAGAAAGAAUAAUGCUGCGUCUGUGGCCAGUUUUCUGUUCACCUGUCAGCCUUACUUUAACCAUCUUGAAUCAACAGCCCGUAAUUCUUUGAAUGUGAACGACCCUCUCUCAGAGUCAGUGCGUUUUCAGCUGUUAACGUUUUCUCAGAUUCUCUGUCAUAAACUGGAGAAUUUACUUUUGACCUGUGCCAGCAACGAACUUCUGUCUUUGGAUGAAACUGAGCCUCACGGCAUCUCCCAUUUCCACAUUGGCCAGUUUGGGUACGGCCCAUUGAGGGUGACCAUUUUUCGGUACUGUCAGCUCACUCCAUAUUUGGCCCAGGUUGACACGGGACUGCACAAACGAAUGAGGUGGAAUGUGGACCAGCUUGGAGAAGUGAAAACAGACACUGAACAUUAUUUCCUAUGUUGUGAAAAUGUUGACACACUAUCUGGCGGUGUUGUGAGAAUGUGGUCUAUUGGUCAGUGGAUCCAAGUCAGCCCUGAGACUGAUGACAUAGAUGACUGGAUCCUCUGUAGGAUUCCUCAGGGCACAUACUUAAAGCGUGUCAUUUUGGGCAGUGAGGAGCCAUCCUGUCGCGAUGCUACUGAUUGUCUACUACAGCUGCUGAUGGACUGGAAAUGAUGCCGAAUCUGUUCUUCUGAAAAAAUGUUCUAAUUACAGUUGUUCCAAAUGUAAAUGGAUAAAAGAGGGAGCCUAGUUGUAAAAGCCUAGGUGCUUUGACAAGCCUUUUAUGAGAGUUUUAAGAGAGUUUGAAAUUUUCUGUUAUGUUAACGUUUUGAAGACCUUGUAUUUUCUACACUUAGUUUUGUUCAACUUUGUGAAUUUUACUAUUUUUACACAAAGAAGCCAAAAGCAGUUUAAAAAAAAACAUUUUAUUUACAUUUAAGAUUUCAUUGAAAUUACACAGAAAAUACACAUAACUGGAAAUAAGCUGCCGUAUUUUGGGUAAAAGUACCCUGCUCAUUUUGAACAGUCAACAAUCAAUUAAGACACAAGCAGGCUUUACCUCAUUUUCAAAACAAACAGAACAAAGAAAGAAAGUAUUCAUAAAGGAAAUCUGAACAAAUUAACAAUGUCUGUAAGCAUCAAUAACUCAAGUUCAGUAGACAUGACAUAAAAAUGCUGUUUACUUACAUUUAAAGCAAAUGCAUUCUCCUUCAUUCCUAAAUUUCAAUACAUGUUCUAUUAAAAUCAACUCUUCAGGUAAUAUGAAAAGUAGAAAUAAAGAUACAUUUUCCAUCAGUACAGUGAGCAGUCACUUAACAAUACAUAGAUUUGCACAAACAGUACUUGAGGGAAGCUCAUCAGCAACCACUGUGGCUUGAGGUAUGACAAUGCAAAGAUAAUAUUUAUUAUAAAUCUUCCUUCUGGGCCAUAAAGCACUGAAACGUUUGAGAAACAGGUGAACAAAGUGAGGAAGACUAAAUGAACAUUGCUGUGCAAAGAGCUGUGAACAGCCCAAAGGUUAGCUAAUCUGAGGCCAAUGAAUACUGCACCCCUCCAAAUGUAA